UCCAGCGAGCAAGCGAUUUUUCUAAACACUGGGCUACAAUACAAGUGACCACCACACUGAACUUUUGCGGGCGGGCGAUAUUCAAGUGUGCAGCGAGCGAAUUAUUAAAAAACAAAUCUGUUUGAAUUUCGAGCGUGCGAAUUUUGUGAAGGGACACCGAAUUGUGACGAAUACGGCCGAAGUAAAUAUUUAUGAUAUGUAGAAACUUGUUUUUAUUAUUAUUUUUGUUGUCAGUAUGAUAAAUAUAAUUGAGAAUAAAGCGUGACAAAAUGUGUAGCAGUGGCAAAAACGUAAAUAAAGAACUUCUUAUAUCCGAAGUGCAAACACGGAGACCUUUGUGGCAAGAUAGUCAUCCACUUUAUAAAAACAAAAAUGCUAUUGAAAAAAUAUGGCAAGAGGUUGCUGCGGCAUGUAAUUGUAGUGUUUCCGAUGCAAAACUCAAAUGGAAGAAAUUGAAGGAUCAGUUUAGAAAGGAGGUUAAAAAAAUACCAGUUCCGAAAUCUGGAGAUCCCUCACUACCUGGGAAACCCAAAUGGCAGUAUUUUGACCAGAUGUACUUCUUAAGAGAUUUUGUCGUUCCUUUGCAGACGCAAGGGAAAUUUACCAAUGGAAACUAA
Messenger RNA from Sitophilus oryzae (rice weevil), 617 nucleotides. Its product is annotated as transcription factor Adf-1-like. Gene Ontology annotation, biological process: regulation of transcription by RNA polymerase II. The transcript has 2 exons. Gene Ontology annotation, cellular component: nucleus; transcription regulator complex. The coding region runs from base 270 to 617 and encodes 115 amino acids. Lineage: Eukaryota; Metazoa; Arthropoda; Insecta; Coleoptera; Curculionidae. The record is from RefSeq and is a predicted model, not a curated record.